CUUGGAGAUAGUGAGUGGAAGAGGGAAGGAAAGGGAGGAAGGCCUCUGAAAUUCCCAACUGGACCUGAAAUCUGGAUACAACAUCGGACACGUAAGCUGCCACAAAAUUCAUGGCUUAUACACAAUCCAGUUAAUCGGAUGAUUACCCCUUUUGAAUUGUCCGCCUCCAGAUAAGGGGGCUUUUAGAGUAUACACUUUACACUCAUUUCUCUUGCUCUUGCAUUUCUUCAAAAUCCUCACCCCACAAAAUUCAUCAUCAAGAACCCACGUUCUUAUGGUUCUUUGCCUAUUUGAUAUUGAUUACCAUCAGAUUAUUCACUCAAAAAGACAUUUGAUUACGAACCCAGAAAGGAAAAUCCCAUUUUUUUGGUUUCAAUUUCUGGAAUUGGCCCGAGAAGGGAAGGAGGGACGAAGAUUGUAUUUUUUGUAUGCAGCAGAAAAUAUCCAGCUGAGAAGGCUGCAUGAGUAGUCAGGAAGCGGAGAAGAAGUGGUGCUUCAAGGCAGUGUUCUUGGAGGCUCAUCAUCAUCAUCGUCAGAAAUUACAAAUUCAGCAGCAGCCAUGGGCGCGGUUGUCAUUGCUAAUUCUCAGUACAAUGUUUCGUGUUCUACUACUCUCUGCUGCGGUUUUCCCCAAGCUCCUUAUCAGACGUCGUCUUGUCUUAGAAUACGCUCUCGCUUCUCUCAUCGUCGACGGUUGAUUCAUAAAUUUAUCCCUUAUAGGUUAGAGCACUUGCAUCGAAAGUGUUCAAUCACAAAUAUUGAUGUUCUCAGUCCCGUGGAAAUUGUUGAAAGAAUUCCAGAAGAUCCCACAACUGAUGAUUUGAAUUGUCCUGUAUCGAUUCUCCAGCUAAAUCCAGAUGUCUUGGAGACUGAAGCACUCAAUUUAUUGUCUCAGGAGACAUUUGUAGAUGAGCUUUUGACAGCAUUACCUGUUUUGUCAAAGGAAGAGCAGAAUAUUAUAGCCGCUACUCCAGCCCAUCCUGCAGGAUUGUAUGCUUUGUAUGCUAAUUGCUUGGCUGGGAAUUUGGUGGAACAGCUCUGGAACUUUGCUUGGCCUGCUGCUAUAGCUUUGCUUCAUCAAAGCCUUCUCCCUGUGGCUUUAAUUGGGUUUUUCAGUAAGCUUGCUGUAAUUGUUGGGGGUCCUCUGGUUGGAAAGCUUAUGGAUCAUUAUCCCAGAAUACCAGCUUACAACUGUUUGUCGGCUGUCCAGGCAGCUGCUCAGCUGUUGUCAGUUGGAAUGAUAAUUUGUGCUCACACUCUUAGUUCCUCGUUGGAGUCGUCUGUUCUUCUUCGGCCUUGGUUUUUUCUACUUGUUUUAGCUGGGGCCGUGGAGAGACUAUCUGGAUUGGCCCUCGGAGUUGCCAUUGAACGGGAUUGGGUUGUUCUGUUAGCAGGAACCAACCGGCCAAUUGCUCUUGCACAAGCGAAUGCUAUUAUCAGCCGAAUCGAUCGCCUUUGCGAGAUUGCAGGAGCUUCAUUAUUUGGUAUUCUUUUGUCAACUUAUGCCCCUGUGACUUGCUUGAAACUAGCUGCUGGCCUGAUGAUAAUUACUCUUCCAGUCACGGUUUUCCUCACAUGCUUAACCAACAAGCUAUCUGCUGGUGUUCUAGAGCGAUCAAAAUCAACUUGUAGGAAUUUUGAAAUUGAAUCUCUGCCAAAUCCUCAAGACAUGAUGCAAAGAGGUUUCGAAGCUAUUAAGCAUGGGUUGGUUGAAUACUUGCACCAGCCUGUCCUUCCAGCUAGCCUAUCGUAUGUGCUGCUCUGUUUCAAUGUUGUUCUUGCCCCUAGCGAAUUGAUGACCGCAUUCUUAACCCAGCAAGGUUUGAAUCCCUCUGUCAUUGGGGGAUUUAGUGGAUUAUGUGCUUUCAUGGGUGUUGCAGCAACAUUUGUUUCAGCAACUCUAGUGAAGCGGCUCGGCAUUUUAAAGGUUGUGCUCUUAAGACAUAACUGCUUUUGUUUUAUGUCCUUUUACAUUAUUUUCUCACUUGUGCUUAAUUCUUGUGAAUUUUACUAGGCUGGAGCGACUGGACUUAUAUUUCAGGCUUCCUUUCUAACAGCAGCCCUCACUAUAUAUUGGACUUGCUCUCUUUCUCAGCAAAGGCCACUUUUGAUCUUCCUAUUCAUGAUUAUAUUGUCAAGAUUGGGGCAGAUGUCAUAUGACAUUGUUGGCCAACAAAUUUUACAAACCGGAAUUCCAGAAUCCAAAGCAAACCUUAUAGGGACAACUGAGGUUUCUGUUGCAAGUUUGGCUGAGUCUGUUAUGUUAGGGGUAGCAAUAAUUGCAAAUGACAUCUCACACUUUGGAAUUUUAGCUACACUCUCACUGUUUUCUGUGAUUGGGGCCGCAUGGUUGUUUUGCAAAUGGUUGGUGAAUCCUACAGAAGCACAGAAGAGCAUUCUCUCGUCAGUUUUGAUGCCAACUGUGAGUAUCAAUUUGUCAAUCUGUUGUUCUUUGGGCAUAUUUCUUACAGUUGCAUUUGUUAGCCAAUUUUCCAUUCAUGUUCCAGAUUUUCUUCAUUAACUCCCCUAUGGUUGAUGAACUACUCACGAAUUUUUCCAGUGAUACAUCAGCUGCUGGGUCUGACUUUAUGCUGUUUUAAUAGUUUGAACUUUGAACAAGUACUUGGAGUAGUUUAUAGAUCAAAUUUGACCUUAACUUUACGUUGUUUUGGGCACAUUUUCACUCCCAGGGAUCAAGCCUUCGACUUCAACUGAUAAGCUUAUCACAUGAAAGCUAGUCCACGUGUGCAUAGUCUUCUAAGCAAUUUGCAUGUUACUGGAGUCUUUACAUGUUAUUGUGAGCAGUUUAAUUUCUUUUUUCUUUUUUUUUUUUCUUUUUUUUCUGUUCUGAUGUCUUUUGAGAUUUUUUGACAUGAGCAACUGUCCUUCCGACAAGUUUUGUAGUCUUCUCGCCACCUCAUUUACUCCCAUGUUAUCAUGUAGUAAAUUAUUUUUGUUUGACACAUUUGAGCUAUGGAUGUGACCUGUAAGAGCCUCUUGUGUAGCUUGUAACUGUUUUGAUUUGCAACAGGUGUAGCUGUGAUCGAUGUUGGCAAAGUUCUCAGCUAGAUGAUUCAGUUUUUGGGAUGCAUACCGAAUUUAAAAACAUCAAAGGGUACGCUUCAAUACUCGAUUGAAGGAAGGCACUCUGGUGAAGGUACAAUCCCAGGUGUAACCUAUACUUUUGAGAUGCAUACUGAGGAUAUUAAGGAAUGACAAUGAUCCACGCCUGUGCACCUGUGCUUACUUGGAUGAGCGAGUCGACCGAGUUCUCGUUGAGUGGUAUAUUUCUGCAACUCACAUGGACAGCAUACUUAUAAACACACUUCAAGUUGUCCUCGACAUCCAACCACUUAAACUUCCAUUCAUCAACCCCUCGCAACCCCAUACACAACCUAGGACAUAAAGAAGAUGACUACGUUGUACAUGGAUUAGAGUAUAUUGCAAACAUUGACUGAUACUACUAAUUCUAUAGCAACCGUGUGGAUGAUGAUCCCAGAGUGCAGUUGCUAUGAUGUUCAUUUAAAUGAACUGACUAAUGAAUGACUACUUUAAUUUGGGUCUCGUACUACUGCAGAUCGCCUACUAGAAAAGAAAAUGAAUUCCCAGAUUCCAUCUUCUACCAUCCACUUACUCUAACGAAUACCAUUGUAGAUCAAGAUGUCGAAGGUAGUUUCAAAAAAAAAAAAAAAAAAAAUGUAGAAGGCCAGAAAUUCUAAGGAAAUACAUUAUUGCUUUGGAAUACAAGAUGGGGUACAUUAUUAAUUUAUUAUUUUGAUGAAAUACACCAUUCGUUCUAUUUAAUCGGCAUAUUUUAAAACAAAAGUUAGUGUAAGUUUAAGUAGAAUAUUACUAGAAUUAAAUUACAAAUGGAGUUGGGAAAGAAAAAAUUGUUGCAAACUUUCGGACGGCAAUUUAUCCAGUGUAACUGGGAGCAUGUACUCUCUCUUAUUUUUUGCACAUGUAGUUUUUAUUGUAUUUUUCUUCAAUAUUCUUAUAUAUUGUAAGUUUAGCC
Oldenlandia corymbosa var. corymbosa is the source of this 4015-nucleotide messenger RNA. The record is from the annotation of a GenBank genome assembly. NCBI's taxonomy places the organism in Eukaryota, Viridiplantae, Streptophyta, Magnoliopsida, Gentianales, Rubiaceae.